UUGGUCCUAAUAUUACCUGCACAGUUUGUUAUUUUUUGCAAAUAUCUAACCAAAUUAAUUAUUGAAACAUAAAUAAACCAGGAUUGAAUGAAAUGCAGUGUCUAUUAAAAUGCCAUUGGAAGUUAGAUUCGUGAGAUAGCAAACAUCCAAACCAUUUAGCUUGGAAACCCCAUAUAACUGACCUAUCAGUAGGUGCGUCUGCAGGUAUUGUCCACAAACCUGUGCACGGCUGUGACCAGCAUCUCUGAUGGAAAAGGAAAGCCUACCUUUUUGAGACAAGCCAUUCGAGGUCGAUACCUCUGUCCGUGAUCACGAAGAGUGUUUCUGAUGGUCAUGUUGACUGCUGCUGCCGCUUCUCACUCACUCACCGACAUUCAAACACUGUUACUGACGCCGCUGAGCCCCUGUGUCGUGUGGAGAUGCUUGAUGGGAAGUGCAAUAAUCAAUACCGAUGCUGCGUUCAUGUGCUAGAAUAAACUCAAACUCGACGGUUGGAAACUGUGAACACACCUGUGAAUUCUCAUCUAUACGCAUCGAAUUAAAUACUAUUUCUACGGUUUCUGAUUAAAUUCCACAAUUAAAUAAAUAUAUGUUAAAUUAUUGUAUUGGCAAGCCUGUGUAAAAUCGUGCCGAUCAAUUUGUAAGUGUCUGAUAUACAAUUGCAAAGACAAAGACAAAAAAACAAACAAACAAACAUACACGAACAAAAAACAACCUCAAAUUAAAUGACUGUUUUACAACCACCAAAUAUCACAUACCACAUAUAUAUCGGGAAACCUCAACCACACUAUCUAGAAUUUGGAUUUUAUGCCUCUGUUAUGGCGCGUUCAAGUUGUACCAUUCAUAUUUCCGAUAGCAAGGAAGGCAUCAUGGAAAGGGGGACGAACCAAUCAGCAUGCAGCUUCUUUGUACGAGACAAACCGUGUUACGCAAUGUACGCACAGAAGCAGCAGAUGGCGACAAAGUAUCGCUAUUAAAGUACAAAUUUAUGGGUUUUUUCGAUAUAAACUUUGGUGUUUUAAGUAUUUAAUCAGUUCAUGGUCGUUUGUCGUCUUUAGUUUAGUUACACAUCUUCAAAUAAGCGAGUAUUUCAGUUAUCGUUGUGAAAAUGAGCCGUUAGGACCGUUACUACUGAUUCCUCUAUUGACUUUUUCUUGUGUGACUAUAUUAUAAGUGUGUCGAGACUAACAUAUCUUAGUGUAAAAAUGUUACCGUGAGUUUUGGUGAGUCAACGGCUCAGUUAAACAGUCUCGAUAAUUCACUAAAGCUUGAUGGUAAACAGUCAUCGGCUCUACUUCCUGAGUUUAGGGAAGGGGCUUGGUCGCGUGCCUGCGCCUCACGAACGCGCAUCAAAUUAGCAUCGAUGAAGUUUGUGCGAACAUGGCGGAUUUCCUGCCGACCAGGUCCGUGUUAAAAGUUUGUCUACCCGUCUGCCUGCUUAACAGCGGCGAGGUCGAACAACUGCGAAAGUCCAAGGAGAUCGACAGAUGUCUCUCCCGGGAGAAAACGUACGUGAAACGGCUGGUGAAGAUCCUGCUGCUCGGGGCUGGCGAGAGCGGCAAGUCGACUUUCCUCAAACAAAUGCGGAUCAUCCACGGCCAGGACUUCGACCAGCAAGCCCGGGAGGAAUUUAGAGCCACUAUUUACAGCAAUAUUAUCAAAGGUAACUUCUCUUUAAACUUCGGGUGCUGUAGGGGGUAGUGUGUGGGGUGUAAAUGCGAGUAAACGGCGUUUAAAUGGAUGGGAAAGUUUCCACAUCUGUGUUGCAGCUCUGGGCUGAGAGGACAUAAACAGACUACAUCUGCUGUCGGCACACCCAUAUCAACCCUGUUUCUGCUUACAACUCACUUUUAAGACUCUACAGGGCUCUACAGCUACAUUUAAUUCAACAUUUUAAAAGUUUAUCAUUCUCAUUGGAUAUAAGCCAGCGUUUUCAAAUAGCUAAGGGCUGGUUUUGUUGCUCAAUAACUAAGCCUGCUAAUGGAGGGUGAACCCACCAGUGCAGUCUGCUGUAAGGUGUUCCUGUUUGACCACUCUUUGUAUGUGCUGGGAGGAGAACACCAAAUAACAGGCAUUUUUGUUUUCUUUUUACAAUACAGAACUACAUCUUUGUGAGCAAAACUACUCAAAGGACCCUAACUUGUCACAUUUUAGGGGUGAAAAUGGACCAUAAUCUCAGUUUGAAACCUCAAAUAAACUAUUUUAAGUCGAAGCUGGCUAGAAGUAUUGGCAUUUUAGGUAGGAUAAGACACAUAUUAAACCAUAAAACUUUAUACUUACUAUACAAUACACUUAUACUGCAUAGAAGUGCACAACGAAUUUACAACCCCUAUAUCUUAUGCAAAAGAGAACAAUACAGAUCUUUAACAAGGUAGGAUUCUUCCAUCAUACUUAUGAACUGUUUCUGACAUUAAGAGUAUUAAAAUUUGCCAAUCCAGUUGAAUUUAGAGCUGCACAGACAAUGUGCAAAGCUAGUAAUAAUCUACUCCCGAGUAAUAUACAGAAAAUGUUUGGUGGAAGAGAGGGGAACGCAAUUUAAAACAACCAGGUGAUCGUACAGCACUAAAAAGCAUGUGUCUUUCUGUUGUGAGCAAAACUAUAGCACAGUUUAAAAGUAAAUAAAAGCGAAGUAUGAUUGAAAGAUACUUACAAAAGGGAUUUUCGUUUUGCUACACUUGUUAUAUUGUAUAUGGGUAUGGUACAAAUGAGAGAUUUGAAGUAUUCUAGGUAUAUAAAGUGCAUAAUUGUGUGUGUAUACGUGUAUAUAGGUCUUUGUUUCAGUAUUAAUGCUUAGUUACAUGUUCAUGUUAGAUGUUGGAGCUUUGGUUACUUUUUGGUGGCAUCAGAAAUUCUAAGAUUCUAGAGACAUGUAAAGGGUGAACGAAUAGAAAGGAAUGAGGGUAGGUAUACAUGAGCUAAAUAGCUUCUACCUACUCCUGUUCGAUCUCCAAAAUAUUGGGGAAUUCUUGUCUAAAAUUGUACUGUAUGUAUAUUUGAUGGAAGAAACAAUCACAGUCUCAAAAAAAUCUAAAAAAAAGCGUAAAUAUCGGUCAACCAGUAUUGGUAUUUUGGACCGAUAAUUGUAAAUCAUUCAGACCAAUUAAUACAUGUUCCUCUGUGGGAGUUUCUUAUAACACAGUACAACAUUCGUGUGAGCAUAACUGCCAUGAGAACCCCAACUGUCAAAAUAAAAGUGAGAAAUGGUCAACAGUCUUGAGAAACAAAACUGACUGAAGUUUCUCAGAUUUCCACUUGAGGCUGGCACCAAAAGCGCAGAAAGCCACUUACACACCCAAUCAAAUCCGCCAAAUUUUACAGCUUAAAAAAAUCAUGCUCGUUUUAGAUAAUCAAGUAGCUUCAAAUAUAUUUAAAUGUCAGGAAUUUUGGAUACAAACAGGAAUAGCUGACUUUACUGACAAAGGGGCACACUGUAGCUGUUAGCAAUGAAGCUCAAGGCCUGCUCUAGUCCAACCGAAUGUUAAGUUGAGUUAGAAUCUUAGAGUCUUUGCUAUUAACUAGUCGUACAAGUGCUCAGAUGUCCCACUUUGUUAAAAGUAGGACAUAAGCUGAGACAGAAUGGCGAAUGAGAACAGAUCUAGAGAGUGAUGAUCAACAGAUUGCUGAAUAUUGGCCCCCAAUAUCCGGCCUGGCUGAUAAUAAGACAACUCUUGGAGUAAAAUGUCACAUAGAUGGUAUCAACAGCAUUCAGUCAAAUUCAUUUCAGACAUAAGAGUAGAAAUAUGAAAUGAGACUUAUAGCAGGCUGAUGAAUAAAUAGACUAAACUGAAACCUUGUGAUGUGAUCAGUUCUGAAGAUAAAUAAAAAGUCCUUUUUAAAUUAUCAAAAACAUUUAAAAGAUAUUAAUUUUAGUGUGUCGAAACUUUGGUAUUGGUUCAUGAUCAAAAUAGAUAUUAGUCACAUUUUAAAAUCACUUCUUUCCUCUGAUAAUCUCAGAUUGAAUAGAAAAAGUCUAGGAGAAAGUAAACAACAGAAAAUAGUCGCAGUCUUUUUGUAGCCAUCCACCCAAACUUAUACAGCGUAUGUGGACUUAAAUCCAUGUGUUUUAUAAACCCAAUUUUUGUGUAAUAUCGAGUUACUUCCAGUUUCUUGACUUGUUUGUUUAUUAUGUAGGUAAAAUGCUGAUUCUCCAGUGAUAAGGAGAUAAUCUCAGUGGUUUCCUUGAUGUUUUCACCUGUUUUUUUGUUAUCUUGAAUCAAAGCUGCUCUUCCUGUUUCUGGGGAUUUAUUUGUCUAAUCUUGAGGCGGCAAAGCUCAUUAUCUUGCAAUAAGAAGCUGAUUUAAUUGUGAUCUAUGAAAUAAAACUAAGGGAUGGUCUGAGCACAACAAGUUUAUUUCCUACAUUGGUUUUGUGCUUUUGUAACUCUGGGAAAAGGAGUAAAGAUUAUUUGGAGUAAGAAGCAGAAAUAAACUCUUAUGGGAAUAAAAAAUGUAAGGAUGCAAGUCUGCUUAGGGCCUCCAUAAUUUUAGGUUAUGCUGAGUUUUGGCCUGUUGUUGGCGUUUUAUUCCUAUUUCAAAGUCAGAAAUAUUCACAGUGUAAAAGUUUAAAUAUUUAAAUCUUAAUUCUCCUUUAUAGUCAAAACAAAAACACUCAACACCAGAAGAAACCAGCUGAAAAGAAAUGUUUGUUCCUUUAUUUUCGGCUGAAAAAGCGUUCUCGUGCCUCUCUCUCUAGUCUCUCUUCCACUUUGGGUUUCAUCUUCACAUUUCACUCUGAUUUCUCUCACUUCCUCUUCAGGUAUACGAGUGCUGGUCGACGCCCGGGAGAAGCUGCACAUCCCCUGGGGUGACCCGGACAACCAGCCGCACGGGGACAGCCUGAUGGCGUUCGACACACGAUCGGCUAAGAUGGUGAGCGGGCAGCUGGAGACGCCCGUCUUCUUGCGGUACCUGCCGGCCAUCAAAGCUCUGUGGGCGGACUCGGGGAUACAGAACGCGUAUGAUCGCCGCAGGGAGUUCCAGCUGGUAGGUGGACGAACGUAAAAAAGACCACAAAAAAAACCCUGACUCAAAGUUUUACUGAACUGUGGUGUAGUUCUGGAAAAGUUCACUGUCGACAGAAACUUCUCUUUAUGUGGUUUUUGUUCACAAAUCUCUACCCACCGUUCGGGGGAUUUCUGGUCGUACUUUUUGUUAUUUUGAGAAUUGAGGUGAGGGAAACUUUAUUGAAAAAAGAAAGUGAAACUUCUAAAUUCAUCCCUCCUUUCCUCUCUCCCUGUAUCUCUUGCUCUGGCUCUCUCUCCCUCUCUCUCUCUCUCUCUGUCGAGUGGUCAGACAUGUGAUUGAGUCAGCUUCCUGUUUAUACCUCUCCCGCUCCUUAUGUCUUGGCUGUCAGCGUGCGUGUUUUAACACACUGACGUUUACCCCAGAUCGACAGCUGGGCUGUUCGCACGUCUCUUUCUGGGACUUUUCUUGCGCUCUUAUUUUGAUGGGCACUAAUUUCGCAACCUGCUGAGAUUUUUACAGCCUUUUUUCGAGUUUGAUUUUAUGCGAGCUGUCAGAUCAUGUGACAAACUUUAUACAUUGUCCAGCAGUCGAGGGGCCCCCUCUGAGCAGACAGUCAAGGACACACUUCUGCAAGUUUCUCAAAGUUUUCUCGAGACUUGCAUAAGGCCAGAGGGUUCUCAAUGGCGUUUUGUUAGCCCCUCUCACACACUCGCUGGUGUGAGCAGGUUAUGCAGACAGAAAAGGGGAAUAAAGGGUGAUCAGAGCUGGAAUGUUGAUCUGUAGUUAAACAGCUUUAUGCUUACAAACAGAGCCCUGGCUCUCCCGUUUGGUGCACAAACACUCACACCUCAAGUUACACAAGCGCAGGGACACAUGGAUACUUUCAGAGAGGGCUGCAGCUUACUUUUAUUCUCAUGUAGAAGGAACGUUCUGUCAAAUCAACGACAGCACCCCAAAAGCACAAUAAGGCAGCAGAGUAUUUCUCGAAGGAUAAUUUAUAAACGUGCAGUACUGGUUGGAAAAAUACAGAUUAUUCAGAGUGGUAGAUCUCAAAAUCAGAACGAUAUGAUAUGAUUUUUGCUAGUGUCACUCAAAGUCGCCUGUCGUAUGAUAUUGAAUCGACUAAAUUCUCUGGUCUGAGAUCAGUGUGAGUUGGUAACAGAUUCCCGUAAGUCAGUGAGAUUUUUUUAUCGGCCUAGAAAUCAUGACAUAUGAAUUGUUGAGACACUGAUUAGUGUGUGGUCGCACCCUCUGAAGUUGUCAGCAGAGGCUUGACUGAUAUCAUCUGGUUGUGCAGAAACACUGUGUAACAAAUUGGCUCAUUGGCUGAUUCAAAUCGAGAUUACUAUGACGGUGUAAAUGAGCCGCUUUUUCAGUUUCAUGUUACUUAAAGCUCCUGGGAGGGGUUUUUGAAUAUCUGUGAAAUGGACUGAAAUUCAUACUGAUGCCUAUUUUUAUAAACGAGACCAUCAGCCACAUGAUUGUUGACUUUUAAGGUCCUUUCACACCGGGACCGUUUUUUUCCGUGAGAUUAUUUCAGACGUCGAUAUUUUUUUUUCGAACUUGUAUCCUGUCAAUACAAGCAUUCACAUCAGCGACAUUUUUUCGUUUUUAUAUAUACAUAUUUUUUAUGACGGUCGAUUUUUCUUAAGUUUCGCAUACUGUGUGUCCACUUCUGACCAAUCAGAUUGCGUGUUGUUGCGACGUCAGAUUCACCGGUAUAUCCAACAUGGCCGACCGGCUGAUUGUUUACGAUCGUUAACACAAAUAUUAUAAAGAUAACGACCUGAAGGACAACUUGUGGAGAGUCAUAGCGUCGGAUUUCUGAUUUGACGAUGGUUUGUGUGCUUUAACAGUUUGCGAAACGUCUUUGUUUUUACUUUCAUCUGUGCUAAGUAACUAUAGCUCGUAAGCUAACCUGUUCAGAUACAAAUUACCAUAUCAGGCGUGUCAAAAUUCACCUCCAAAUAUUUCGUAAUUCCGUGUCGGAUAUUUGCGUCAGUCCCGUCGGUGUGUAAGGACCUUUAUAUCGUAAUGUUUAAUGUUGACAGCUGAGCGGCCCUGUUUUUAUGAUCUCCACGUGAAAUAUUCAUGAUAAAUGAAGCAUUUGAGUGUCAUGAGUCGGCAGAAUGAGGUACUUUUGAUAAAAGAUGUGAAGAAGACAAAAUUAGCAAUGAAUACUUUAUCCAUAGGGGGCGCCAGAAUGGACACAAACUGAAAGUUCCUCACAGUAGCUUUAAUGUAGAUACGAUCAUGUUAAAGAGGUAAAAAGUGAAUAGGAGACACAAUCUUGCAUGAUAGUGUAUUAAAGGAGAUUACUCCAGACCAAAUCAUCUUAAAGUUUAUAUUUUUUCAUUAAAUGUUAUCAAUUAAGUAGUAGGGCCGACAGAUGUAUCGGCAAAUCGAUUAAAUCGGCCAACUUUGACACCCGUUUGACUCCUGGAGAGAGGCAGGAAACGUAGAGAGUAGAGAGCAGAGGAAGAAAAGCAGCAAAGGGUCGUGGCUGGGAGUCGAACCAGCGAUCAUUACAAUGAAGCCUCUUCGUAUCGGCCAGCAGCACCCCAUUAUUCCCAUUUCAGAUGCUGUUUCCUCUGCGCUUCUUCUCACAACUUGGACUAAGAAAUAACUGAACAACAAGAGUCAUAAAUAAAUCCAAAACAGUCGCGCGUGUCACAGAGGGAGGAAAUAUUCCAAACAUCUCACAUCUCCAGUUCCUCAAAUGUUCUGAUUCGUCUCAUUUUAAACUGAACUUUUUUAGUUUUUCCUGACUUUUAUUAGUCAAAAAUGAUUCUGUGAUUAUUCAAUAUUUAAAAUAAUGAUUAAAGUUGAAACUUCCACAUUAACCAAACGACUAAAACAGACUUUCAGACGCAGAAACAGAGGAGGUCUUUUGGGAGCUCUUCUUGGCUCGUCCCUGCAGUUACAUCUGUUGUCUUUCUGAUGAUAUCCUGUGUGUGUGUGUGUGUGUGUGUGUGUUUGCAUUACAAAUCAUACGUGUCCUCGGGCUGACUUGUAAAUCGUAUUAUAACACCUGUACAGAUAAAACCCCACGUGGACCUUUUGGCUUUGUUCAAAGUUCACGUAGUUAGUCCGGUAAAUCAGCCGUAAAUACUUCCUGUCUAUCCUCGUCUCUUUUUUUCCUCUUUAACACACAAUCUACCAAUGAUAAGCUAAAUCAGCGACAUGCUGCCGUGAUGUAAUGCUCUGUUUCAGUUUUGAUUUCACAGCAUGCCCAUUAACUUCAGGCGUCGUCAUGCUCACUGAAUUCCCCUCUCUCUCUUUCUCUUCCUCUUUUUUUUUUUUUCUCAAAGUCAAAAAAGCGCCUCUCCUCCUCCUCCUCCUCCUCCUCGCUGAUUUUAACUUCUUUAAUCGAGCGCAGCCGGAAUAAAAAUCAGCCUCACAGACAGUUCGCUUUUGUGUCUUUCGGCUGCGGCGAAGUGCCACGCCAUUCUACCCCUCCCUUCUGUAAUCUUAGCUAUACACACACACACACUCCCCACGUGCACACAAACACACACACACACACUCAGGUUUUUCAGGUCAGGUUGGUUUUUUUUUAAAAAGAUCAAAAGGUGAGUACAGGAGCUCGCAGUGGAGGAGAUACAAACCAAACGAUCUCUGCUAGAGUCGGAGUUUGAAUUUUAUACCCAGGGUGCGGCUUUACUGUGUCAUCAAUGCAAAAUACAUGCAAACACUCCUCUGUACAGGCGCAUUGUGCGACGACAGAUCGCAGAUUUCUUAGGAGGGUAAAUCUCUUUCAGUUUUUUGUAGUUUGCUUUUUGGUUUUGUCGAGUAGAGGACACACACACACGCUCACACACACAGAUAAAGGAAUGCUUCUCGGUCCUCGCAGCCUCAUGUCCGGGCUUGCACAUGAAGAGCGACUGAAAGGUGCAAAAAAAAAAAAAAAAAAAACUCCCCUCUACACACAGAGUCAUGCAGCCACACUUCUUCUAUACGCUGUACAUCAAAAGACACUUUCGAGCACGUGUCUCCUGCAGAAACAAACACUUUGCAUCUCGCUCCAGCACACACGCACUUUUCGGAGGAGAAAACAAACAGAUUACGAUUGUUAAGCUAAAGACAGAUUUCGUCCUGUGGCAAACUCCAGGCCUCAGUGACGGAAAACAACAACAGGAGUUUUCCACUGAAGGGGAAAAAGAUGUUGAUGAAUGAAUGAAGAGUGCGUCUAAACUGAUGAAAAGUGAGUGGAUGUGAUGAAUUGUGCAGAAUGAACUGAAAUUCCUCCUCUGUCCUGUCGCAGGGUGAGUCAGUGAAGUAUUUCUUGGAUAAUCUGGAUAAGCUCGGCGAGCCGGUAAGUUGUUUCUGCCCACACCGACUGUUCAAAACAGAUGUGUACAUGUUAUAGUUAAGACCUCAACGUGUUCAGACAAUUUAAGGUUAACUGACGAGAAACUGAAACCAUUGUUCAUCUUUGGUUAGGGAUCUCCUGUUAGCUUUGUACUCAGGACUGGUGUGGCCUCAGUCUGAUUGGUGGAAUAUUUAACCCAUAAUAUUUGACCUAAAAUUGAUUUCAAAUAAAAGUAAUAAGGUCGGACGAUAAGACACACCUCUUUAUUUCCCUAAUUUGUCCUCUAAAAAUUUUUGUGUUGAAUUUAAAGCUAAAUUUUGAACAUUUUCUUCAAUAACGUUCAUAUCAUGUGACUAACUGACCUAAAAUUGAUUUCAAAUAAUAGUACUAACGUUGAACAAUAAGACAAACAUUAUUUGAUCAAUUUUCAUAGUGACCCUAAAGUUCUUUGUGUGCUCCUUACUUUUUUUAACUUAUGAGCACAUGUUCCCCUCGUGAAAAAAGUUAGUUCCAAGCCCUGAGUGAGUUCGAUAGUUCGUUGAAACUUUGUGUUAUUUGCACAUUUUAACGAGUCUCCUUCAGAAUCAAGAUUUCUGAUCUCUGUGGGACUCACCUGGUUAAAUAAAAGUGAAUUAAAAUGAAGCGUCAACUAACGGGAUCAGUAUUAAUCGCUUUGAUUUGAGAAUCAAUCUUUCAGUUUCAUCCCACUUCUUUAUGUUUGUGUCUUCUCUAAAUCACCUGGAUGUAUUGAAAAAUGGUAAUAAACAAAAGUCAGUUAACACAGCAGAGUCAAUAUAAACUUAAUCUCCGCUGAUCUUUUCUAUAACUUUCAUCUUUUGCCUGAAAAAAUGCAUCUUUGGAUGAGCCCAGACCUUAAUUAAUAGACUCUAAGACUUCAGAAUAACCAGAUUUUAGUUAUAAACCACUAACGUUAAACUGUUUUUAAAAUCUUUUUUAGCAGGAUGAAUAAAACUCAGUGUUCACCAAUAUUUAAAAAAGUGUUUGAGUGUUUUGCUAAACUAAACAUGAGCCUUUAUUUCCCUGAACCACAAAAGUCAACAUUAAAUCUCAAGGUAUCCCAUAGAUUUGUACUAAAUGGAGAAGACAUGUUGCUGAUUUUGAUCAUUUCUUAUCCAGUAUCAUAAGAGCUCACUGUGUUUUUAUAUUUCUCUUGAUUACAAACAAAUUCUACUUCUUCAUGUCUUUUUUUUUUCCUCCUGCAGAGUUAUCUCCCCACUCAGCAGGACAUCCUGCUCGCCCGAAAACCCACCAAAGGCAUCCACGAGUAUGACUUUGAGAUCAAGAACGUCCCCUUCAAGAUGGUGGACGUAGGGGGGCAGCGGUCGGAGCGGAGGCGCUGGUUCGAGUGUUUCGAUUCUGUCACCUCCAUCCUCUUCCUCGUCUCCUCCUCUGAAUACGACCAGGUGAAUUUCUAGGACUCAUUAUUCAAAGAUCAUCCACGGAGUAACAGUUUUUUUUUUGUUGUGUUCAGAAAGUCAAUUUCACUUUGAUCUGGCCGAGUGUCGCCCUUAUUAUGUGACUGUCCCUGCUGGAAGAACCAGUUUAUAAAUCAUGUUUGUUUAUGCUGGCCUGACCCAACAUAGAGUAGCUGUUAGACGAGCCUCACUACGCUCAUGGUGGUGGUCUACUAACACAGUUUUGCUGGAUUGGAGGAUUUGCAUUCAGGUUUACAAUAAUAACAGUAGUUCACAGGUUUCUGUUUCAGCUCAUCUCAAAAUUGGAUUCAACUAAUACACGCCCAAAGGAGGCCGCCCCACCUUUGGGUGUGUAUCCUGUAAAAAGGGUCUCCUUGAGGUGUUUUUGUCUGAUUACAUCGACAGUUCUAACAGGACCAGUAUGAGCAGCAGUCAGUGCGUUUACAUGCACAGUUGAAUCGGACUAAGCUCAUAAUUUGUUUUUUUGUUUUUUUUUCCCGCGAUGUCAACAUAAACAAGCAGCUGAGAAAAUUACUAGGGGGCGAUAUGGGUCUUUUCAGCAGUUCUGUUUCUGACCCCAUACAACCGUCAACAACAACAGCAGGUCCGUGACAGACGUCAGAAGUGUCUACAACUGCUGCUGGACAUUUUCAAGUUAAAACAUGGAGCAUCAUACAGCGAUGUUUUUGUCGUACAUGAUUUACGCGCUACUUUUUCUGUAGAUGAGAUGCACGCUACUCAUCUAUUCAGGUGUUUUUGUUACGGGGGCGUGGCGCACACGAGUAGUCCAAUCAUACUCCGACUACGCUGGUCUCAUGGUAGAGAAAAUCGUAUUCCAGUCGCAUUAUCUGGGUGUCUUAACCAGAUUUCUUCGACUAUAAUCAGAGUGUUUGCGUGUUUGCCCAGGAGUCAUAGAAUGAGAUCCGCCGAUCAGUGUAUACAAAUGACGGCGUAAAUUAACACCCACAUCCCACAACCCACAAGGCCUCUCCUAUUAACAAGUUAAGAACAGUUAAACGUAUUGACUUAAUUUUAUUUUGUAAUAAAAUUUUGCCCAGAUAUUUUUGCCCAGAUAUUUUACUCUGUAACCGCAUAAAACUUCCGCUGCUGCUCGUGCUGCGCUGCACUGAAUUGAUGCGCUGUGCAAAAAUAGAAACCUUGCGUAUCUGAUCCGCCCGCCAGAGCCGAUCCGCAGCGGAACCGGGCGGUGGACGGAUUCUGUGGAAUCACAUACAUUGAUUAUGAUACUUGCAUAUUUGAUCCGCCUGCCGUGCUGGAGCAGAGCGGAGCCGUUCUGAAUCCUGUGGGUUUUGCCUGUAAGGUGUUUUCAUGCACUUCAGUUGUCCGGUCUUAAUCUGAUUAAGGCAAUAAUUCAGUUUUCUCGAGUGUGAUGUAAACAUACUGACUGAACAGAUGAUUAAUGCUUCUGCUGUCUUUAUCAGGUGCUGAUGGAGGACAGGCUGACCAACCGUCUGCGCGAGUCCCUCGACAUCUUUGAGACCAUUGUCAACAACCGCGUCUUCGUCAACGUCUCCAUCAUCCUCUUCCUCAACAAGACGGACCUGCUGGAGGAGAAGGUGAAGAGCGUUCCGCUCAAGGACUACUUCCCCGAAUACUCGGGGCCCGAGCACAGCCUGCCCGACAUCCAGGCGUUCAUGGUGGAGUGUUUCCGGACAAAGAGACGCGACGCCACCCAGAAGCCCCUGUACCACCACUUCACCACCGCCAUCAACACGGAGAACAUCCGGCUGGUGUUCCGGGACGUCAAGGACACCAUCCUGCACGACAACCUCAAACAGCUCAUGCUCCAAUGACCCCUGUCCACCUGUGAACGUAGAGGACCUGAACGGGGACAAACCACCCCCUCGCUCCUGACGAGGACUUGGGAGAGACCAGCCUCAGAAGAAUCCGAUCGGCGUCAGCAUUCUUCUCCAGCCGUUUUUAUAUUAGUUUUUACUCUCCUCUUUGAAGAGUUGGCCUUCUUGUUAGUCCAGGGUUUGGUAGGGGGACGAGUCGGUAGGACAGACUGUCCGCGGUUACAAAGAAAGACACGCGGGCCGUUUGGAUGUUGGAAAACAUCUGAUCUCUGCUGCUCCGUCUUGAGACUCUCUCCUCUGGCCUGAGCACCGAGACACACCAGGCAUUUCAACUCACAAGGUGCCGGUGCUGGCAGCAACGCCAGUAUCUGGCUGUGGAAACCAGCAGAACAUUUUACAAAGGGGGCAUACGGUUUCUGAACCAGAUCUACAGCAAAUAAAGGAAAGUACUUUGUUAAUGCGUGUCAGCAAACAACAAAGGUAAAGAGUCCGAGUGACUUAAAGUUGCCAGUCUGUGUCAAAGCACUGAAUUCAUUUAGUCUCAAAUCACUUCAUUCUCUCUGCACCCUUCGUUUUAAAGCCCCUGUACUUUAAGGAAGGGUUCCUCAUUCAUCGAUUAUCCAGAGACUGCACAAGUGUUUGUUGUUUUCCUCUCAUAUUGCACACAGCUUCUGCCUCUUUCAAUCAAAGUCAUCGAUUUUACUGGUUUCAGAUCAGCGGGUUUAAACGUCUGGACAGGUGAAAAAAACGCUGAUCCUCCUCACGACCUUUUAAAGAUUCGGUGCGGAGAACAGCUCCAGCACUGGCACCUUGUUUGCGGAAAAUAAAUAGGGCACAACCACCAGACUGAACCCACAACGCCUUUCCAUACGACGUCUUAAGGAGACCUAAUCACUGUUUCUAUCCUGCGUUUGUGCCUCUGUCGAUCUUAGCUGCCUUUAACAGUAAAUUAAUAUGCAAGUUGUCCUUUAUUUUAUGUUCGGUUGUUUAUAGGAAAUACUUAACCUUUGUUGGCACAUUAGGCAGGUGUGCCCGCACGUGAACAUGCAGUCCACUGUUUUCUCAGGGUUGAAUCCAAACCGGCGUUAACGCUGAUGUCAUUGUUGGUGAAAUAACUGAAUAAUCUGAUCUUUCUCUGGGUGUCAGAGCGGCGAGACGCAGUCAAGGUUCAGUACAGUCAGCUGGGCGGGGUGUGGUACUGUAUCCUCCCGGCUUUGACUCCCAGAAUCCCCUUCUCUCCUCUUAGUUUUCAUCUCUGAUUAGAUAGAUGCCUCGUAAAGGGACACACCUCCCCCCCUGUUUGCCUGAAUGAUGAAUGUCUGUUUAUAGAUGUACAGAGAUUUGCUGUAGAUUGUCUGAAUAUACUGUAACCAACUACGUUAUGGUGACAUGUAACCUGUCCUGUGAGAAUAGCUGUGUCCGCCCUGAGUUAGAACUCCAGGUGCCUCUGAAAAUGCAAACCUGUUCUGUUUAGGAGUUCCCUUUAAAAAGAAAAAUAUAAAACUUUGUCAGAAAAUCUUGACGACAAAAACCACUGGAGUUGAAUACUUGUGUGUUUUCUGUGGGGGGGCCAAUCUUUGUUAGAGGACAACUUCCAGGCACUGUUAAAAUCUGUGUUUCUCUGCCAAAUCGCCCCAUGCUUUCUUGGAACCGUUCACACCGACAGCCUGUAGUUCUCUCCAAAAAUAAAGCUCACGAGAGCUUCAGUUUGCUUCCAUCCCUGGCUUUGUACAUACUGUAAUCUGUUGUCAUGUAAAUAAUAUCCAGGUUUAACUCCAUAUAUGUAAAUGGUUGUAGAAACGGCAUCUUCCCCAUUCUGAAUGUUUCGAAUCAGUGCUUUUUCCAAUGAAGAUGACUUUUUGAUGUAGAUGUAUUUUGUGUAAUUUUUUCCAUCACCUUGUUGAAAAUCAUUCCUGUGCCAAGUCUCAUGCCACUCUAACCCUAUCAAUAAUAAAAUACACUUUUCUAAUGAAA
This is a messenger RNA of Xyrichtys novacula (pearly razorfish), 14503 nucleotides long. Lineage: Eukaryota; Metazoa; Chordata; Actinopteri; Labriformes; Labridae. The record is from the annotation of a GenBank genome assembly.